Cicer arietinum (chickpea) is the source of this 1043-nucleotide messenger RNA. Its product is annotated as germin-like protein subfamily 2 member 4. NCBI's taxonomy places the organism in Eukaryota, Viridiplantae, Streptophyta, Magnoliopsida, Fabales, Fabaceae. Gene Ontology annotation, molecular function: manganese ion binding. The record is from RefSeq and is a predicted model, not a curated record.
UUAUUGCCAUAUUUCUCAACAUCAAACUCAAUACUUUCCUCUCUUCUCUCUAGCCAUAUUAUAUUAUAUAAUAAACACUUUUCUGUUUCCAUUCAUUAUUGAUCUAGCACAUUAACCAUGUCACCAACAAAUUGGACAAUUUUGGUCAUUUUGUCUUGUGCCAUCUCAUUUACCUUUGCUUCUGAUCCUGAUACACUUCAAGACCUUUGUGUAGCUCUUCCCUCUUCAGGUGUUAAGGUGAAUGGAUUUGCCUGCAAAGCUGAAACAAAUGUAACAGAAGCUGAUUUCUUUUUUGGUGGUUUAUCCAAACCUGGAAUUAUCAACAACACAUUAGGAUCUUUGGUUACUGCAGCCAAUGUUGAAAAAGUUCCAGGACUCAACACAUUAGGUGUGUCUUUAUCAAGAAUAGACUACAAACCUAGUGGUCUUAAUCCACCACACACACACCCUCGUGCUACAGAAAUUGUUUUUGUCCUAGAAGGUGAAUUAGACGUUGGUUUUAUCACUACAUCAAAUAAACUCAUUUCUAAGUCCAUAAAAAAAGGUGAAAUAUUUGUGUUCCCAAAAGGGUUGGUUCAUUAUCAGAAGAAUAAUGGAGAUAAAGCUGCUUCUGUCAUUUCUGCUUUUAACAGUCAACUUCCUGGUACUUUUUCAAUUGCUUCAGCUCUGUUUGCAUCAACACCAACUGUGCCUGAUGAUGUUCUUGCUCAAGCUUUUCAAAUUGAUUCUAAAGAGGUUGACACAAUUAAGACCAAACUUGCUCCUAAGAAGACUUAAUUUAAUUUAUGAUAUUCAAGUUUCUUUGUUUUCAACCAGCUUUUUCUGGUAUUUUGCUAUAAUAAUUCUUUUGAAAGGUUUUGAUGAUUAUUAUUGUACUUGUACCAUUUAUGGUGUUGCGUUUUGCUUCUUGAUAUAGAAUUGAGUGUAAAAUAAAUGUAUCGAAGAUUAUAGUACGUGUUGAUAAUAAUGCAAAUUCUAUAUGAAGUAGAAUGUGUCACAUUUUAUGUGGAAUAUAUGGUUUCAUUUCUUUUGUCUGUGGUUAA